Nicotiana attenuata is the source of this 887-nucleotide messenger RNA. RefSeq names its product 40S ribosomal protein S7-like. Gene Ontology annotation, molecular function: structural constituent of ribosome. Bases 119 to 694 code for a protein of 191 amino acids. Gene Ontology annotation, biological process: rRNA processing; translation; ribosomal small subunit biogenesis. The transcript is spliced from 6 exons. The record is from RefSeq and is a predicted model, not a curated record. Gene Ontology annotation, cellular component: 90S preribosome; ribosome; small-subunit processome. Lineage: Eukaryota; Viridiplantae; Streptophyta; Magnoliopsida; Solanales; Solanaceae.
CACUUCAAAACCCUAGGGUUUCUUUUCUUACUUCCCGCAAACAAAGCUCUUGGCUUCCACACACACACACUCACACACACCAGCUCUGUAGUUGCCUCUUACUCGCAGAUCUGUGAAGAUGUACACGUCGAAGCAAAAGAUUCACAAAGAUAAAGAUGCUGAACCUACUGAGUUUGAGGAGUCUGUUGCACAGGCUUUGUUUGAUUUGGAAAACACCAACCAAGAGCUGAAAAGUGAAUUGAAGGACCUAUACAUCAAUUCAGCAGCUCAAAUUGAUGUGUCAGGAAACAGGAAAGCUGUUGUUAUCCAUGUGCCCUAUAGACUGAGGAAAGCUUUCCGCAAGGUUCAUGUUCGCCUUGUUAGGGAGUUGGAGAAGAAAUUCAGUGGCAAGGAUGUAAUUUUUAUCGCCACCCGGAGGAUAGCUAGACCUCCCAAGAGAGGUUCAGCUGCUCAACGACCACGCAGCAGAACUCUUACUUCUGUCCAUGACGCCAUAUUGGAGGACUUGGUUGUUCCUGCUGAGAUUGUUGGGAAGCGUACUAGGUAUCGCAUUGAUGGCUCCAAGAUAAUGAAGGUGUACUUGGACCCAAAGGAACGAAACAACACAGAGUACAAGUUGGAGACCUUUUCAGCAGUUUACAGAAAGCUUUCAGGCAAAGAUGUUGUGUUUGAGUACCCCAUCACUGAGGCUUAAGGAAACAAAAUGCUUGUCCUCGUCUAUUUGAUGUGAAACUACAGUUUAGUGGUUCCUUCUUUGAAAUUUUGGCAAUUUCAUUUUGUUUAGAAUGCAGAGAACCUUGUGAAAUUUCUAUUGAUUUUCACUUAAAACCGUAUUGCUAUGCCAUAGAUUUCUGGCUUAUUUGAACUUGGUUUCAUUUGCUCUCCAA